Molecule: messenger RNA, 954 nt
Organism: Leptinotarsa decemlineata (Colorado potato beetle)
Lineage: Eukaryota; Metazoa; Arthropoda; Insecta; Coleoptera; Chrysomelidae
Product: NPC intracellular cholesterol transporter 1
Biological process (GO): intestinal cholesterol absorption; sterol transport; cholesterol homeostasis
Cellular component (GO): plasma membrane
Molecular function (GO): cholesterol binding; lipid carrier activity
Source: RefSeq, a predicted model, not a curated record
AUCUGUGAUUAAUUGUCGUUUUGAAAAACAUCAAACAUCAGACCAGGGCGAGAGUUGAUACGUCAUGGUUGUUUUUGAGAUUGUUUUGUAGACAUGUUCUCUUUUCUUUUAAGAUAAUCGUCAUAUAGAUAGAAUUCAGGUGUUUUUAUUUCAAAUCAUUGUAAAUAAUUAUUUCUAGUGUGAUAAUUAUAAAUGGCUUCUUGUAAAAAUAUUUUAUCAUCAAGGACAUUAAAGAUUUUUUGUGGGUUCUUCGUUUUGCUGUAUACUUUACCCCAGAUUUCUGGAGCCUCAAACAAUGAAUCCACGAAUCUUUCUAACGCGUCAACUGGCCAUUGCAUAUGGUACGGAGAGUGCUUCAAAAAGGGCCUAUACAUGCAAAACUGCCCUUAUUCUGGGCCAGCGAAACCUUUAAAUAACACUUCUGCAUUAGAAAUAUUGAAACGAAGAUGUCCAGCAUUGGCUUCAGAGCCGGUGUGUUGCAGCCCCAGCCAAAUAUUUAAUUUCGAUCACAAUUUAGCAAUAGCUGAAAGUUUGUUGAGCAGGUGUCCGGCUUGUUUCAACAAUUUUCUCGAACAAAUUUGUGAAUUGAGCUGCUCACCCAAACAGUCGACUUUUAUGAAGAUAAACGCCACUGAAACGGAUGAAGCUUCGAAUACAACGUACAUCACGGCUGUCGAUAUUUAUUUGUCCAACCAAUAUCUGGAGAGCGCUUUCAAUUCUUGCAAGCAAGUCAGUAUGCCUCAAUCUGGUAUGAAAGCAUUAGAUAUCAUGUGCGGUGGUUGGGGUUCCACUAGAUGCACACCUCUCAGAUGGUUCACUUAUUUGGGUAGCAACAGUACUCCUCAAGUGCCUUUCCAGAUGAACUAUUACAGUGGCGCCGGUCCAAAUAAUGAUUUCGUACCUUUGAAUCCGCCUACAGUAUCCUGCAAAACGGCUUUGAAUGGUAGCAAAUGA